Molecule: messenger RNA, 2342 nt
Organism: Sciurus carolinensis (gray squirrel)
Lineage: Eukaryota; Metazoa; Chordata; Mammalia; Rodentia; Sciuridae
Gene: Slc25a22
Product: solute carrier family 25 member 22
Biological process (GO): L-glutamate transmembrane transport; aspartate transmembrane transport; malate-aspartate shuttle
Molecular function (GO): L-aspartate transmembrane transporter activity; L-glutamate transmembrane transporter activity
Source: RefSeq, a predicted model, not a curated record
AUGCCCCUGAAGCUGACGCUUGGCUCCCCAGCCCUGCUGCUGCUGGGAAGGGCCCCCUUCUCUCCUCACCCGCAGAAGAGACGGGUCCCAAAGCCUGCCCACAAGCUCAUCAAUGGCGGCAUCGCUGGGCUGAUCGGGGUCACCUGUGUGUUUCCCAUUGACCGCAAGACCAGGCUGCAGAACCAGCAGAAUGGCCAGCGCAUGUACACAAGCAUGUCCGACUGCCUCAUCAAGACCAUCCGCUCUGAGGGUUACUUCGGCAUGUACCGGGGAGCUGCUGUGAAUCUGACACUGGUCACCCCUGAGAAGGCCAUCAAGCUGGCAGCCAAUGACUUCUUCCGACACCAGCUCUCUAAGGAUGGGCAGAAGCUGACCCUGCUUAAGGAGAUGCUGGCUGGCUGUGGGGCGGGCACCUGCCAGGUGAUCGUGACCACCCCCAUGGAGAUGCUGAAGAUCCAGCUGCAGGACGCAGGCCGCAUUGCUGCCCAGAAGAAGAUGCUGGCUGCUCAGGCCCAGCUCUCUGCCCAGGCCGCCCAGCCCUCAGUUGAGGCUCCUGCUGCACCCCGGCCCACAGCCACCCAGUUAGCCCGUGACCUGCUGCGGAACCAUGGCAUCGCUGGCCUCUACAAGGGACUGGGGGCCACCCUGCUCAGGGACGUACCCUUCUCCGUCGUGUACUUCCCUCUCUUUGCCAACCUGAACCAGCUGGGCCGCCCCGCCUCGGAGGAAACGCCCUUCUACGUGUCCUUCCUGGCUGCUUGUGUGGCCGGCAGUGCCGCCGCCGUGGCAGUCAACCCUUGUGAUGUCAGAGCUCCCGGGCCCAGGCGGGGGAUGGUGAAGACUCGUCUUCAGUCUCUCCAGCGAGGCGUCAACGAGGACACCUACUCGGGGUUCUUGGACUGUGCCAGGAAGAUCUGGCGACAUGAGGGCCCUUCGGCGUUCCUGAAGGGUGCCUACUGUCGCGCCCUGGUCAUCGCCCCACUGUUCGGCAUUGCCCAGGUGGUCUACUUCCUGGGAAUCGCAGAGUCCCUGCUGGGGCUGCUGCGGGGCCCCCAGGCCUGAGCUCAGCGGCUGCCCCUCCCCAGUCAGUUGGCUGGGGCCUGGGUUGGGCACCAGCCCAGGACUGAGCGAGGGAAAAUCUCCCCAGCCCUGCCUGAUCAACAGGGGGUGCUGGGGAAGGGGAGCAGGGUCCACGUGGGUGGUGCACACAGAUCCCCAUGGGGGACCUGCAGGCACAACUGUUGGAUCAACGUCUUGUUUAUGUAGAAAAUGCAGAAAUCUGUACAUUCCUCGAGCCAGUCCCUGACCCAGCCUUGCCCUGGCCUGAGUGCCCCCAGGGACAGAGCUGGUCUCUGGGCUGGGGGUCCUCAGGCCUGGGGCUGGGCAGGCUGGACCCUACCCCCAGGCCCCUGGCUCCUCUCUGAGGCUCUCUUGGUCUACAAAGGGGACCUGCACAAACCUAUUUAUUGAAAUUGCUGCGCCCUUGUGGCCCUGCCUGUCCUUCCGUCCAUGGUCCGUCCCCUCUUGCUGCUCUUCUCUCGGCCAGGAUUCCACUCUGCCUCUUCCCCACAUAGCACUCGGAGCCCCCAGUUGGGGAGCCACAAUGAUUCUGGUUCCAGGACAAGCCCCCACCCCCCACCCACUGUGGCACCUUUGGUGAGCCCUCAGUCCCACCCCAGGCUAUGCCCAGGGUCUCUGUGCUUGUGGGGUGGGGAGCAGGUUUGCCUGUAGCCCUCUCCUGGCCUGUGGGGUGCUGCUGCCCCUCCCCAUGUGGCCAGGCACUGUGUGCACCCCAGGCUCUCUGCUGACCCCAUCAAGAAUUUCUCCAUCCUGUCCUCUCCUCUGAGACCAAGCUCUGGACUGAGAUGGUCAGUGGGGAGGGCAGACAAGCCUGGGGUCACCUGCUUGCUCAUGGGAGAGAGGUAGAAGCUGCCGCCCCAGCCCUCCCAGGGCCUACCCUACUCUUCAGGCAUCUGCUUAAGGCCUCUGACCACACUUGGAAAGUCCCUCCCUCCCAGCCUGGAACCCCCUGUGUUGUGAACUGAGGUGGGCUUCCUGCCCUGCCCCCAGCCAUGUGAUUGUGUUGGUGACUGAUCCUGAUGUGCUGGUGCUGUGUUCCCAAAACCUAGCCCCCUCUGUGGAGGCCCCCUUCCCAGUGACAUACCUGGGCUCAGGUCUGGGCCCCAGUCCACGGUUGCUCCUGGGAGCUCCCUCCCAUCAUGUCUGUACCUUGGAAGCUGCUGCUGCUGCUUACAGAAUUAUAUUUUUUUCUUUCUUUGAAGAGUUUUAAGAAGUUGUAACUUUUUGUGUCUUGUCAUGUAAAGUCUAAUUAAAAUAUCUAA